Pogoniulus pusillus (Red-fronted tinkerbird) is the source of this 1835-nucleotide messenger RNA. It is a transcript of the gene NTAQ1, whose product is annotated as N-terminal glutamine amidase 1. NCBI's taxonomy places the organism in Eukaryota, Metazoa, Chordata, Aves, Piciformes, Lybiidae. Gene Ontology annotation, cellular component: cytosol; nucleus. Bases 281 to 910 code for a protein of 209 amino acids. The transcript has 6 exons. Gene Ontology annotation, molecular function: protein-N-terminal glutamine amidohydrolase activity; protein-N-terminal asparagine amidohydrolase activity. The record is from RefSeq and is a predicted model, not a curated record.
CGGGGCUCUCGCUUAAAGGCGCCGCUGCCUGCAAGGCGGUCGCGGGCAUUUGUCUCUCUUCGCGUCUGGCUAGGGCAGCCUAGAUGAGAGAGGCGACGAUGCCCGCACCUCUGCUCACUGCUCUGAGCCUCUACUCCGGCCGUGCCCCGGAAGCGCCUGAGGCGGGCCGGGAUGGCGGUUCUGCUGCGCUUCCUCGGGGAAGGCGUAGCCGCUGGCUCCCGCCGUGCUCCGCACUUCCUGCGCUGCUCUGACCGCCCUCCCUGCCCCGCUGACGCCAGCCAUGGCGCGGCCCGGGGGCGCCUAUGAGGCGGCAGUGCCGCCGCGGCCCGCCUGUGUCUACACCAGCUGCUACUGUGAAGAAAACGUUUGGCAACUUUGUGACUACAUCAGAAGUCAGAAUCAAUACCCUUUGGAAGAAUUUUAUGCCGUUUUCAUAUCUAAUGAUAGGAGGAUGAUUCCACUCUGGAAGCAGAAGUCAGGAUAUGGAGAUGAGCCUGUUGUCUGGGACUACCAUGUUAUUCUACUUCAUGCUUCUGGUGAGCAAAACUUUGUUUAUGAUCUUGACACAGUGUUGCCAUUUCCAUGUCCUUUUGAUGUGUACAGUGUGGAGGCCUUUAGGUUGGAUGACAGCCUUCGACCAGAAUUUCACAGGAAAGUCAGAUUGAUUCCAGCAGAUUUGUACUUGAAGACAUUUGCUUCAGACAGAUCUCACAUGAAAGAUGCAAAUGGGAAAUGGCAGAAACCUCCUCCAUCAUACCCUUGCAUUGAAACUGCUGAUUCCAAGAUGAACUUGGACGAUUUCAUCAGUAUGAAUCCCAACAUAGGGUGGGGUUCAGUGCUCCCCCUUCCUGACUUUGUGCGUCGAUUUGGCAGACAAACUGAAGGCAGCUCUUCCUUGGAAGGACAGUGACCCGAACAAGUUCUCCCUGCUUCUCUUCUGAGCAUGUGUUUCAGUUUGCUGCUCUUGCAUUGUAUUUGCAGUUUACAUUUCUGCACAUGGAAUAAGUGUUUGGGAAAACAGAACCAUAGAAUCAACCAGGUUGGAAGAGACCUCCAAGAUCAUCCAGUCCAACCUAGCACCCAACCCUAUCCAGUCAAUUAGACCAUGGCACUAAGUGCCUCAUCCACUCUUUUCUUCAACACCUCCAGGGACAGCAACUCCACCACCUCCUUGGGCAGCCCAUUCCAAUGCCAAUCACUCUCUCUGGCAAGAACUUCCUCCUAACAUCCAGCCUAAACCUCCCCUGGCACAACUUGAGACUAUGUCCCCUUGUUCUGUUGCUGGUUGUCUGGGAGAAGAGACCAAUCUGCACCUGGCUACAGCCUCCCUUCAGGUAGUUGUAGACAGAGUGCCUGCCAUAAAUACCAUGAACUGAUUUUUUUUUUCAUUUUUGAUUAUGUAAGAAUGUUUUUUUUAUGUUAAGUCAAAGUCAGACAUCCCACCAUAAGCAUGUUAUUUUUCCAUCUACUGUGCCCAAAUUGACAAGGGCAUUUACAUGUUGUAAGAAAAAAUUGUGCAUAAAAUACUGAACAAAUUGCUAUGUCUCCACAUUUGAGAAGUGAUAUACAGUGUAUUUAUGUUAUGAUUUCUAGCACUUACAUAAAUAGACUGCAUCCAGUUUAGUUACUGACUUUAUCAAUUAGGCUUCAUUUAGCAGAAGCCUAAAGGUCACACUCACAAUGGGAACACAGAUGUUAGCAGUACAAUGUUCAACUCCCAAGCACUAUGUAAAACCAGGUAAGUAUCUAAGUUUAUGUGAUGUAUAAGGGGAGAAUUAAAUGCCUGCCUUUUCAGUUAAACUGUUGCUGGAAGAGGCAGUUGCUUUUGCUUCUUA